AUGUCGACUGGUGUCGUGCGGUCUACCGCCCUUAGAGCCGGCGGCGCCUGUGUGCGCUGUCGCAAAGGAAAGACCAAGUGUGUCUAUGAGAACGGCCGCGCCCCAUGCAAGAACUGCGCCAAGGGCAUGCACGAAUGCUAUCUGCCCUCCGAGUCCAUGGCUCAUCAUCACGGUCAGUCGCCUGCUCGCCAUACUACCGCUCAUCGUCCCUCUCGCGAGAGCCUACCUGCCUCGGUCCCGGCCGGCGAUUCUCGUGCCGUCAACCCGGCCUCUUCUGGAUCUCGACACGUUCAGCCCCCCGAGAAACUCACUCCGGAACUUAUUCAGGAAUGCGAACGCGUCAUCUCCAAGACCUACCCGGCUUGUGUCGCCUUUCACAAGCCUUCCUUCAUCCAGCAGCUCAAGAACGCCUCUCUGGACCCAGCCCUCAUCUAUGCGCUGCUCACUUGCGCUGCUCGGAGCUCCCCGAACUUGAUUAGGCGCUAUGGAGGACAGUCUGGUGCGACCGGCGCCGCUGAGCACUUUGCUACCAAGGCCAUGGGUAUCAUUAACCAGAACCUCGAUACCCCGAGCCUUGCUGAGAUCCAGGCCAUCUGCCUGAUCAUCAUUCACGAAUGGGGCUCCCGCAAUGCUGUGCGUGCCUACAUCUACCUCGGCCAGGCUAGCCGCAUGGUCCAGAUGUACCGCAUUCUCCACAGCCACCACGCCGCCGUCAGCGAGGCCGACCGCUUCCUGCAGGAGGAGUCGUUCCGCCGUGUUCUUUGGCUGUUGUACAUUCUCGACUGCCUUCUCACCAGCACCCCCGGCCGUCACCCGGCCCUGUCGUCCAAUGACACGAGCGAUGUCUCGCUUCCGUGCUCCGACAUGAACUUUGCCUUUGGCAAUGCCGUUUUUGUCCAGACCAUCAACCUCACCGACCCGUCCCGCCUGCCCGCCGGCGCCCGUGUCGAUGACAUUGGCGAGUUUGGCCAGAUUGUUCUGGCUACUCGCAUCUGGCGCGAUGUUGUUCAGAUGUUGAUGACCACGACCACCGACACCUUCAGCGACACCGUCUGCAAUGGCCUCAUGGGUGAGAUUGACCGUCUGCGCAACUCUUUGUCGAUGCAGUACGUCGACAAGCCCGGUCAGAUCAACCUUCACAUCACCAUGGGCUCCGGUUUCACCUACGCCAUGCUCCACUGCAUGCUUCACUGCGCGUCCAUCUUCAUUAACCGCCGUCGCCUGCUGCAGUACGUGACGGCUCCCGGCUUCAACCUCGAGACCUGGCGCCUCUCGCCCCAGUGCCACGAGAUCAUUGACAGACUCUUCACAUCGUGCCACAGCACCAUCGCCAUGUUGACCGCUCUCGAGAACGGUUCUGACAAGGACGGCAUCAUCUGCUUCCCCAUCUUCAUGCUGUUCUCCUCCUUCACUGCCAGCGCUACCGUCGCCUACCUGUCUCUGAAGGGUCUGACUCCCAACAAUGCCGUUGAGACCGCCGCUCAUAUCGUCCGCGACGGCCUCCACUUCAUGCAGGAUGGAGUUGACACCUGGCCGCUCAUCAGCUCUUGGCUCCGCCACCUGGCCGUUAUGCACCGUGUUCUGGGCAACGAUGCUGGUGCUGGUAGCCCCAGUGGCAGCAACUCGGUGCCUCCCACCACUCAGCCCGCUGCCGACCAGGCCUCAGUCAAGGACGAGGCUGCCUCGAACGCGGAUACCAACCCUGAUGCCAUGGACUACGACCAGUCCUCCAACUCCAACGCCCCGGCUGCCCAAGGCGCCGCCAACAACCACACUGCUCCCGUCAGCGAGAGUGGCCGCGACAGCGAGCCUCCCGCCCCGCAGCCUCGCCGCCCCGGCGUCGCUACCAUCAACGGCGGCUCCGUCUCUGGCACCCCGGCCUCGGCUAGCCCCCCACCCCAGCAGCCCGAGGUCAAGGCUUCUCCGGAAGCCGCAUCUCAGCCUACUCUUGGCAACGGCGUUCCCACUACCGAGCCUGCUGCCCCUGUCCCUCAGGACAUGACGGCCAGCGAGCUCUGCUCUGCAUUCGAGAGACAGCUUCUGGAGCUGGACGACCUCGCUGCAUUCAUGGGAGGUGGUGUCUAA
This is a messenger RNA of Colletotrichum truncatum, 2085 nucleotides long. RefSeq names its product fungal specific transcription factor domain-containing protein. Gene Ontology annotation, biological process: DNA-templated transcription; regulation of DNA-templated transcription. The record is from RefSeq and is a predicted model, not a curated record. NCBI's taxonomy places the organism in Eukaryota, Fungi, Ascomycota, Sordariomycetes, Glomerellales, Glomerellaceae. Gene Ontology annotation, molecular function: DNA-binding transcription factor activity, RNA polymerase II-specific; zinc ion binding; DNA binding. Gene Ontology annotation, cellular component: nucleus.